UUCGUUGUGACCGUUCAGUAUUCUUUUGCAACUGAAUCGAAACUGUCGUAUCGCCGAAUAUUUUCAAAAAUGAACAAUAAUGUGGAUGUGACGGACAUUAAAUUAAAUGUAAAAGAUGUGAAAAGUAACUUACAACAUUUCGGUUGGAUUGAUUAUAGUGUUUUUCUGUUUAUGUUGAUCAGCUGUGCAGCCGUGGGUGUUUAUUUUGGUUUCAUUGAUAAAAACAGGAAAAGGAAGCGCAGUGCAUCAAAUGCAACUGAAAUUGCACAGGAAUAUUUGCUGGGCGGAAGACAGAUGACCAUUGUUCCCGUAGCUAUGUCACUUGUGGCAAGCUUUAUAUCUGGAAUAUCACUGUUGGGUCUCGUUACUGAAAUGUACACAUACGGAACGCAAUACCUAUUCGUCAUCAGUGCGCUCAUACUUGCUGGCCUUUUGACAUCAUACGUUUAUAUGCCCGUAUUUCAUGAUCUACGUUUGGAAUCUUGUUGUGAGUAUUUGGAAAAGAGAUUCGAUAAGAGAAUGCGACUGUUUGGUUCAGUCCUUUAUACGCUACACACGAUCACCUUUCUGCCAGUUGUGAUUUAUGUACCGGCGCUAGCUUUUAAUCAGGUAUCAGGCAUAAACAUUUACAUUGUUACACCAUUUGUAUGUGCCACAUGCAUAUUCUACACGUUGGUGGGAGGCAUCAAAGCCGUCGUUUGGACAGAUUGCAUUCAAACAUUUAUGAUGAUCGGAACGAUGUUGAUAGUAAUCGGAAAGGGCACUGUUGACGCCUAUGGUUUCGGUAAUAUUUGGGAUACGAAUUGGGCAGGUGGAAGGCUUGUGUUUCCCGAACUUACACUGGAUCCUAAAGUACGGCAUUCUACAUUGGCAUUGCUUGUCGGAGGAACGACCUACUUUACGUACAUUUUAACAUUGAAUCAGGGUAUGGUUCAACGAUACCUAGCUUUACCAACGGUUCGAAAGGCUAAAUAUGCGCUGAGCCUUUACGUUUUCACCAUAUCGUUUUUGAUUGCGAUAUGCUGCUAUGCUGGACUGAUCGUUUUCACUUUGUAUUCGCAGUGUGAUCCGUUGAAGACCAAGCUAAUCAGUGCACCCGAUCAACUGUUACCACUGUUUGUUAUGGAUUCUUUAGGCAAAUAUCCUGGUAUGGCUGGGUUAUUUAUUGCUGGAAUUUUUUCUGCAGCGUUAAGCUCGUUAUCGACUUGCCUCAAUGCCAUGGCAGCCGUGGUUUUGGAAGAUUUCUACAAACCAUUUGUUCGAAAGCCGUUGACCGAAAGACAAACCAGCUUUUUGAUGAAAGGAGUGGUUUUCCUUGUAGGAAUUGUAUCGACGGCAUUGGUAUUUGUUGUCGCGAAAUUGGGUACUGUAUUACAGUUGCAAAUGAGCAUCGCAGGUGUUACGGCUGGUCCAGUUUUUGGCGUAUUUACAAUGGGAAUGUUGAUGCCUUGGGUGAAACGAAAGGGAGCCUUUUACGGUGGUGUGUCUGGCUUGAUUGGAAUGACUUGGAUAUUGUACAAAGCACAGAGUGAUUUAGCUUCUGGUGAAUUUACGUUUCCCAAGAAACCGGUUUACACUGACAACUGCAGUUAUAGCUUUGAGUUUAACGCAUAUUCGAACCAAACUCGGACCGAAAAUGCAGAUGAUGGUUCCUUCAAAAUUCAACAUGUCUCGUACCUAUUUUACACGAUCAUUGGGGCUGUUAUCACAAUUGUGACCAGCACAAUAGUGAGUCUAAUUUUAGACGAUGGACACGAAUCGGAUCCCAUGCUUUUCAGCCCGGUCAUUAGAAAAUUUAUUGCGAUACCGCAUCAUGCGUCAAUUGUUGAACAAGAUGGAAAUGAAGUGGAUUGCACUGUACAUACAUUUGUAUUGCAAGAUAACAAAGUACAAUAAAGUUGGUGAUAGAGUUUUAGAG
Molecule: messenger RNA, 1918 nt
Organism: Bradysia coprophila
Lineage: Eukaryota; Metazoa; Arthropoda; Insecta; Diptera; Sciaridae
Product: sodium-coupled monocarboxylate transporter 1-like
Biological process (GO): sodium ion transport; transmembrane transport
Cellular component (GO): membrane
Molecular function (GO): symporter activity
Source: RefSeq, a predicted model, not a curated record